Molecule: messenger RNA, 9604 nt
Organism: Dreissena polymorpha
Lineage: Eukaryota; Metazoa; Mollusca; Bivalvia; Myida; Dreissenidae
Product: E3 ubiquitin-protein ligase HECTD1-like
Exons: 45
Coding region: 267-7685 (2472 amino acids)
Biological process (GO): protein K63-linked ubiquitination; anatomical structure development; proteasome-mediated ubiquitin-dependent protein catabolic process
Cellular component (GO): nuclear speck
Molecular function (GO): protein binding; metal ion binding; ubiquitin protein ligase activity
Source: RefSeq, a predicted model, not a curated record
ACGGUUGGGUGUAGGUUUGUACAGUGUUGAAACGAGGCCAGGAAAUUUUCCUUUUUACUUCGUCUUCGAUACUUUCUAUUUAUGUUUUAAAAUUACAACCUAGAGUGACAUGGGUAUUGAUUACAAGUCAAUGAAGGCAGACAAGUAACAUGCUGUAAACAUCACCAGAGAAGUUUGUUAAAUCACAAAUCACCUUCACAGGUGUAAGGUGAAGUACAGAACACUGCCAGGGUAAAGUGUACGGGUGUGGGCGAGGGGUCAGAGCGAUGGCGGACUGUGACCCCGAGACGCUGCUGGAGUGGCUGCAGAUGGGCAAUGGGGACCUGCGGGACAUGCAGCACACAGCCCUCGAGCAGCUCUGCAUGCUGCUCCUCAUGUCGGACAAUGUGGACCGUGUGUUUGAGAGCUACCCACCCAGAACAUUUCUGCCAGCGUUGUGCAAGAUCAUCCUGGAUGAGAAUGCACCUGACAACGUUUUGGAGGCGACGGCGCGGGCCAUCACAUACUACCUGGACGUGUCUGCCGAGUGCUCGCGUCGCAUUGUAGCAGUGGAUGGCGCGGUGAAGGCCCUCUGUAAGCGCCUGUCCAUCGUGGACAUGGAGUCAAGGACUAGCAAGGACCUGGCGGAGCAGUGCAUCAAGGUCCUGGAGCAUGUGUGCACCCGUGAGUCAGGGGCGGUGUUUGAAGCAGGUGGCCUCAACUGUGUGCUCACCUUCAUAUGUGUGCACGGGAGCCAUGUGCACAAAGACACACUCCACUCAUGCAUGUCGGUCGUGUCCCGGCUCUGCGGUAAAAUGGAGCCCAAGGACGGUGCCCAGCAGGGCUGCGUGAGCUCGCUGUCUGCGCUGCUGGACCAUGACGACCAGUAUGUGAGCGACGGGGCCCUGCGGUGUUUCGCUUCCCUUGCCGACAGGUUUACCCGGCGUGGAGAAGACCCCGCCCCUCUGGCGGCCCAUGGCUUGAUUGCUGUCCUUCUGCAGAGGCUGUGUCAGGCAGGAGAACCAGGUCCCAAUACGUCUCUGUCCAGUACCCCAGGGAAGGUAACAGUGACCCAGGAGGUGAAGACAAGCGCCAGCGUAUCCACGGUGAUAAGCCUGCUGUCCACGUUGUGCAGGGGCUCCCCCGCCAUCACCCGGGACCUGCUGAGGUCUGAACUGCCCAACGCCAUCGAGUGUGGACUGAAGGGUGACGAAAGAUGCUGCCUGGACACCAUGCGCCUGGUCGACCUCCUAUUGGUUCUCAUCUUUGAAGGUCGCAGCGCCCUGCCUAAAGUAGGCGUGCCCGCAGCAGGUAGGCUACCGGGCCUGCGGCGCAUGGACAGUGUGGGGGAGCGCUCACAUCGUCAGCUGAUUGACUGCAUACGAAGCAAGGACACUGACGCUCUCAUUGAUGCUGUAGAUAAUGGGUUUGAGGUGAACUUCAUGGAUGACGUGGGGCAGACUUUGCUAAACUGGGCCUCUGCUUUUGGGACCCAGGAAAUGGUGGAAUUCCUGUGUGAACGCGGUGCGGAUGUCAACCGAGGUCUACGCUCCUCCUCCCUGCACUAUGCUGCGUGCUUCGGGCGACCACAGAUUGUAAAGACAUUGCUGAGGUUUGGGGCGAACCCGGAUCUACGAGACGAGGAUGGGAAAACACCCUUGGAUAAAGCGCGGGAACGGAGUGACGAGGGCCAUAGGGAGGUCAUUCAGAUUCUGCAGUCACCAGGUGAAUGGAUGGUGCCUGUGCCCAGAGAUAGUAUUGCCAUGAUAACAGAAGAAACACAGGAGAAAAAGGAGGAGGCACCCAUGGAGGUUGAUGAUCCCGCAGAGGUCAAAGGUGACCCAGAGGUCGCACCUGAAUAUGUGAGACGACUAUUGCCAGUGUUCACCCACGUCUUUCUCAGCUCAAUGAUCCAGUCUAUACGAAAGUCCAGCCUAUCGUUGCUGAAGAAGAUGGUUCAUUACAUUGAUGGCUCUCUACUGGAGGACCUGUGUAACCAGAGUAGCUCCACCACCACCGCGAGCUUUGCUAGCUCCCUCACAGAGGUCCUAACUAAUGUACUGGACCAUGAGGAUGAUGACGAUGGUCAUUUGACUUCCCUGCAAAUCAUCCAAGAGGUGAUGCGUAAAGGGAAUGAACUCUUCCUCGACAUAUUUGCAAGACUUGGACUGUUUGGCAAGGUGCUCUCCCUUGCUGGACCCCCGGAGGAGGAGGAAAAUGCCACCGGUGGAGACAAGGAUGAGGAAGGCAACAAGGUGCUUGAGGACGCCACAGAGAUCGUGCAGGGCAAGCCGUACCACUGGAAGGACUGGAGCAUGGUCAGGGGACGUGACUGCCUAUACCUCUGGAGCGAUGCCGCAGCACUGGAGCUCUCCAAUGGCAGCAACGGCUGGUUCAGGUUUAUCCUGGACAGCAAGCUGGCCACAAUGUACUCAAGUGGCAGUCCAGAGGGCGGUUCAGACAGUUCAGAGAACCGGGGAGAGUUCCUAGAGAAACUGCAGCGAGCCAAGAGCCAGGUUAAACUGGGCACCCCCAGCCAGCCAAUCAUGACGGGCGUGACGAGUAGUCGUAUCCUGGUCGGUAACUGGGCCAUCUCGUGCAAGAAGGAGGGGGAGCUGCAUAUACAGAACUCCGACGGGCAGCAUCAAGCUACAAUUCUGAAGGAAGAUCUAGCAGGUUUUGUGUUUGAAUCCAACCGAGGCACGAAGCACUCUUUCACUGCCGAGACUUCCCUCGGUCCUGAGUUCUCGGCAGGCUGGGGAGGCAAGAAGAGCAAGAAGUUCCGAUCGAUUGUAGAUGCCCUCAGGUCAAAGGUGAAAUCCCUUGCAAGGGAGAUCUACAAUGAGUAUUUCAAGGCGGCUGAAGCUAUGCCCCGCAGUGUAGUACACAGGAUGAAGAAGUUGUGUCAAAAGAUGGAGACUGCAUGUGCCAAACAGAUCACACAGGUCAAGGGCUGUGAUGGCUCUGUGACCUGGAGUGAGGAGAUGUGCAGUGCCCUAGAUGAGCUGGCAGGCCUGUUGAUGGAUGAACACACUCUGUCUGCCUUCGAGCUCUACUCCAGCGGUCUCGUGCAGACACUCCUUAAUAUGCUAAGCAAUAAUAUUGAAGAGCCAAACACAAAAGGUAGCCAGAAACGAACAAAAGAGAGGAUCAAUAUAUUUCGGCAGGUGUUCAGAGACAGAGACAGUGCCGUCUCCCCGGCAGUAUGCCUGGUGCGCAAGCUGAUAGCAGUGUUUGAGUCCAUUGAGAAGCUGUCAGUGUACAGCUAUGAUCUCAAUGGGUCGGGGGGAUAUGGACUGCAGAUUUUCUCACGUAAGAUCCGGUUCCAGUUGGAACGGGCUCCCGGAGAAACGAGCCUGAUUGACCGGUCCGGGCGCAACCUCAAGAUGGAGCCACUCACCACUGUGGGGGCACUCGAGAAAUACCUGCUGAAAAUGGUUGCCAAGCAGUGGCACGACUAUGACCGCAGCACAUUCAGCUUUGUGAAGCAGCUGAAGGAUGGGCAUCAUGUGACCUUCACCCAUCAGCAAGACUUUGAUCAGAAUGGGCUUAUCUACUGGAUAGGAACUAAUGGGAAGUCCAACCAGGAGUGGAUUAACCCAGCUCAGUACAACCUGGUGGUGGUAACAUCAUCAGACGGUCGCAAUCUGCCGUAUGGAAAACUGGAGGAUAUCCUGAGCAGAGAUAGCUCAGCCUUGAACUGCCAUACUAAUGAUGACAAGAAAGCCUGGUUUGCUAUUGACCUUGGUGUAUGGAUUAUUCCCACGUCUUACACAUUGAGACAUUCAAGAGGGUAUGGAAGGUCAGCCCUACGUAACUGGCAGUUCCAGGUGUCCAAGGAUGGUCAGGCAUGGGUGACCCUGUUUGAUCACAAACAUGACAACGGCCUUAAUGAACCUGGGUCGACUGCAUCCUGGCCCCUAGAGGCCCCUAAAGACGAGAGCCAGGGCUGGAGACACAUACGUAUACAUCAGAUGGGCAAGAACGCUAGCAACCAGACCCACUACCUCUCCCUGUCGGGCUUCGAGAUUUACGGGAAAGUUACGGGCGUCUGUGAUGACCUGGGCAAAGCUGCCAAGGAGGCAGAGGCCAUGUUGCGCAGACAGAGACGCCACAUUCGUAAUCACGUGGUGAAGCAGAUGUCACCAGGGGCCAGAGUGGUGCGAGGCAUGGACUGGAAGUGGAGGGACCAGGACGGCACACCAGCAGGGGAGGGAACUGUGUCCGGAGAACUCCAUAAUGGUUGGAUUGAUGUUACUUGGGAUAUGGGAGGAUCCAACUCAUAUCGUAUGGGCGCAGAGGGAAAGUAUGACCUGCAGUUGGCUCCCUCCCAUGACCCUGAACGUUUGAAGCCCCUGUCCAAGACAGAGGCCGGGGCCACUGGGGCUGGCAAGGUCAAGGCUGGGGCAACACCUGGGGACAAGGCAAAGAUAAGUGUCCUGACGAGCAGGAAAAGUAGCUCCACCCCCAGCCUCAAUGAAGUGAAUGACAACAAGCCAUCUGUGGCUGCCACCGAGCAGGCUGCAUCAGCUGACAACCUCACACAGACUGUCAAAUCUGUAGCAGAAAACCUUGCAGAGAGCAUGAUGAACCUGGCGACCUCUGACUCAGGGGUCACUGUGACCCUACAGACAGUGGAGGAACCAGGGGAGGGGAGCGAGGGAACAGGGGAGCCAGAGCCCACAUGGCAUGACAUUUCGGAGGUUGACAAGGGGGAGGGGCCUAACCAGAGUCACCAGCUGGGGGCGACAGGUGGGGAAAAUGAGCCACCUAGGCUACCAAGGCUUCCCAGGGGGUUACUGAAGGAUGAAGCAGCCACUGCAAAGGCUAAGACGGUGGAGCGCACAAAUCAGGUGAAUGCCAGUAAGACAGAGGCCCCGUCCCGCGCCUCCCCGACCAACCCAAUGUCCGUGAGUGUACCCAACUUGCCUGCCUCUAUGGAGCAAUCUAUGAGCCUGCUGGAGACGUUUGCUGCAGUGGCGCGAAGGAAUGCAGGAAAUAACAUGCUGCGGAGCAACAACGCCAUGCGUCCCUCUGUCUGUAACACUCUCACUGACUGGACAGAUACGCUACUCUCAGCUGCUCAGAGUUUCCCGAACCUGACCCAGUCUCUGACGAACACCUCCAACACCUUGACCACUACUCAGGCUGUAGCCAAUGUGGCAUUCUGUCAGGCGCUGACCCGCAGCCUCACGUCGACAUCCAGUGAGAGUGACAAUGAGCUGUUGGAGACAUGCCGUCAGUCCGUUCUGUUGGGUGACCUGGAGGACGAUGACGAACUCCCCGAGCCUGACGAUGAUGACGACGAGAAUGAGGAUGAGAAUGAGGAUGACUUUGAUGAUGUGCUCGGUGUGGUGGGUAUCACGGAUGAGGAUGUGGAGAUGCCUACAGAGCGCAGGAAGACAUGGGACGAUGAGUACGUGCUUAAGAGGCAGUUCUCUGCACUCAUACCCGCGUUUGAUCCCCGCCCAGGUCGCACCAAUGUCAACCAGAUACAGGACAUUGAGAUACCACCACCUGGUACAGAUGAGUCCAGCAGUAGUAAACAGGACAAGGAGCAGCCAGAACCUCCCAGGAUCGUCCUCUAUAUGCGCCCUCCCAUGUCACUGCCUGGGGUACAUGAUGAGGAUGUGGCUCUAGUGGACGACCAUGCCUGCAUCUUCAGCUACAUACAGCAGCUGCUGGUCAGUGGGUCAGCAGCCAACAGGUCUGAGAGGCUUAAGAGGAUAUGGGAACCCACAUACACCAUAUUGUACCGAGAGCUGAAGGAGGGUGAGACAAAGGCAGACCUGGCCAUGAAGGAGUCAACAGGCACCCUGCAGAUCCUCAGUGAGUGGGACCUGCCUCGCAGUGGGGACACCACAGCCUGCACCGUGGAUCACGUGCUGCAGCUGCUCCAGAGGCUCUAUGCCAUCACCAUGGAUCAGACCGCAGGAAAUAACAGAUUUGACAACAUGGAUCUCUCACUGAACAUCAGUGUGGAGGAGUUUGUGAGCAUGAAGGCUACAAAUAAACUGGUUCAGCAGACUAAGGACCCUCUUGUGUUGGCCAGCAAUGCCCUGCCCAGCUGGUGUGAGAGCAUGACUAAAUGGUGCCCUAUGUUGUUCUCCUUCGACACACGCCAGCUUUACUUCACCUGUACUGCGUUUGGAACAUCCAGGGCCAUAGUUUGGCUGCAGGGUAAGCGUGACCAGCACCUGGAGAGACAGCGAGGUCACACACCACGGAGAGAUGACACUGGGGAGUACCGUGUUGGCAGGCUGAAACAUGAGAGGGUCAAGAUACCAAGGGGAGACAAGCUGCUUGACUGGGCAAUACAGCUGAUGCACUUCCACUGUCGUCGCAAGUCCGUACUAGAGAUAGAGUUCCAGGGAGAGGAGGGCACAGGGCUUGGACCCACUCUGGAGUUCUACGCUCUGGUGGCUGCAGAGCUGCAGAAGUCCUCCAUCGGCAUGUGGAUCUGUGAUGAUGAGUUCCAUGAUGAACUCGAGAGAGAGGUUGAUAUAGGUGAGGGCAUCAAGCCUCCAGGGUUCUACAUCCAGCGGUCAGGUGGCCUGUUCCCAGCACCCUGGCCCCAAGACUGCGCGGACCUAGAGCGCAUAGAGAAGCUCUACCACUUCCUAGGCAGCAUGCUGGCCAAGUGCAUCCAGGACAGCCGCCUCAUAGACCUGCCCCUGUCCACACCCUUCCUCAAGCUGAUGUGCAUGGGGGAGGUUGGGCACAACAUCACACAGCAGUUCAGUCUGUCACUGUCCAAGUCUUCCACCACUGGGAGUAACAUGACCGAGUCCAUCACCAGCGAAGGGAGCGAGAUAUUUCUAGGAGACGACUGCGAGAAAGAGCUCAUCCUUGAUCCUCCCAAGCAGCGUGCACCGGUGGCAGUUCCGUGGUACGAGGGGAUACUUUCAGAGGAAGAUCUUGAUAUUAUUGACCCUCACAGGUCGAGCUUCUUGAAGCAGCUACGGGAGUUGGCAGCUAAGAAGCAGAAGAUCAUGAGCGAUAAGACAAUGUCGGAAGAUAAGAAGAACAUUCAGCUGCAGAAACUUGCAGUGCCCAAUCCCACAAUUCCCUCUGCUGGGGUGUUCUUAGAGGAUCUAGGGCUUACAUUCCAGUUCAAUCCUUCCUCCAAAAAGUAUGGAUUCACUGCCAUCGACUUGAAACCUGAUGGGGAAGAUGAGGAUGUGACCUUGUCCAAUGUGGAGGAGUACACAGACCUGGUGUACGACCUCUAUCUCAACACGGGCAUACGCAGACAGAUGGAGGCUUUCAGAGCUGGUUUCAACUGUGUGUUCCCCAUGGAGAAGCUGCACUCAUUCUCCCCCAUGGAGCUGGCCAGGAUCCUGUGUGGAGAGCAGGCCCCCAACUGGACCAGAGAGGACAUCCUCAACUAUACUGAACCCAAGCUGGGAUACACCAAGGAAAGCAUGGUAUUCAAGCGGCUGGUGAAUGUGCUGGUGGGUCUGACGGCUGAUGAGCGGAAGGCUUUUCUGCAGUUCACCACUGGCUGUACAUCCCUACCCCCAGGGGGCCUCGCAAACCUCCACCCUCGCCUCACCGUGGUCCGCAAGGUGGACGGGGAUGACAAGAGUUUCCCAUCAGUCAACACCUGCGUACACUACCUGAAACUGCCUGAGUACUCGUCAGAGGAGAUACUGAGAGAACGGUUGCUGUCAGCGACAAAAGAGAAAGGAUUCCACUUGAAUUAACGACUGUUUUGUCUUAGGUUAAAGUGAACAUAGGUUCCACAAGAUACUGUCAGUUUGUAAACGCUUAAAAUGGAAGGACUUUUUUGCUAUAAGACAGCAUUUAAUAUUGAUGUGAUAAAAAUAAUGAUUACGAUGAGGUUCUCCACUUCUAUUGAUCACUGUGUUAUCUCAAGUUAAGGUGAACAUAAGAUUAUUAGUUUCUAUAUGCUGGACAUGGAAGGACUUAUUUGCUAAAAGACAGUAUUAAUGAAGAAGUGAUAACAAUAAUGAUUAUUUUGAGGUAUGUCCUAAUACAGUUUUGAGGAGUUCUUUGUCGAGUAGAAUAUGUCUUCUUAGACGAUGGUACAAUGUAGUUAGCAUAUUUUGUGAUGGUGUUUAGUUAAUUAAAAGGAAAGCCUCAAAACAAGAAUUUGUGAUACUGUAUUGUUGUUGUGCUUUUUUUCUAUAAAAGUUGUAUAUUUAAUAAUGUGUGCAUUUAGUUAAAUAAUUAUUGCAAAUGGUGUAUCAUGUUUAAUACUUAAGCGUGAUAUUAAAAUGUUUUAUUUAAAAUGCAUAAAAUAUGUGAUGUUAAUAUUAUCAUGGUUUAAAUAUUAAACCAGUGGUAAUUGUCUAGGUUAGACAAAGAAUACUGAACUAUCACUGGAAACCCAAUAUUUGGACUGUUAAAUGUUUCUUUUUAAAUCACCACUUAGCGUUUUUGUGAGUUUUGUGCAAUAAAUGUAACUUUGUCCAUGUAGAUUGCUGUAGGAACUUUUAUUCAUUUAUAUGUUGAAAUUUUCUUGCAGUUUAAUAAUAAAAUAUCAUUUUUAGUUAAAACUGCUUCUUCUACUUGUGUACAUUACAUUCAGUUUACCAACUGGCUUCAUUAUUUAUAUAUUUGUAAUCACUGGGUUACAACACAUUUUUUCAAUGAGGUAAAAAAGAUGUGAAGUUGUUUAAUUUUGAAAAUACUAACUUUAUUAACAUAUAAUUAAAUGUCUAAACAACUUUUUUUAUUCAACUAUUUUAGUAAACCGUUAAUAAACUUACCAUGGUGAAUCAAAUGUUUUUAUGUUGAAUUUAAAAAAAACCUAAUGUCUUGGAAAUCAUGAAUAUGUACUUAUUUUUAUCCCACUUUUAUCUCACCUGAGCACAAUGCGCUAGUGGUGAGCUUUUGUUAUCGUUUUUUGUCUGUUUGGCAUGGUGUGGUGUCAACAUUUGCUUUGUUAACACUCUAGAGGCCACAUUUAUUGUUCUAUCUUCAUGAAACUUGGUAUGAACAUUUGUUCUAAUGAUAUCUUUGGCUGCACAGACCAGAUCAGUUCCUUUGUAUCUCAGGUGAGUGACUUUGGGCAUUGCAGGCCCUCUUGUUCAGUAAUGUUUACCAGUUUUCAACCAAAGGUUUGAGAAGAAACGCUUAUCUUAUUACACUUUAUUUAGUGUUCUUGUUUUGUCAGUAAUGGUUACGGAAAAUAGCUGAAUGCUUAGUAAAUAAAUGAAUUUUUAUGCAUAAUCAGAGUCAACAAAUGUACCAACAGUGUUCAAAACUAAGUACCUUUUAAUAACUUAGUAACUCAAGUGUUUUUCUUAUCCUAUUAUGGCUCAGUAUAUUAAUUUUAUAUGGUAUAAUAUAUACUUGAUCUUCAUUCAGUAUAUAUACAAGUUAUUGCUCUCAGUUUUAGUGUACUUAAAAGCAUAUGUAUUUAUAUAUUUUAUGUUUAACACAGUUUAGGCAGAAAACACUAAUUGCUUUAAACAUAUUUAACAUGUUUUUUUUCUCUUCAAAUUCCAUCUCUUCAAGUUUGGAAGGCUUCUGCAACAUUGUUUCUGAUUUUUGUACAUUUUUUGUAUGUUUGUAAAUAUAAGCCCAAUGUUUGAUUUAGGAUUUUUCUGCCUUUGUGAAUUUACAUUUGGCAAUGGAUUAAACGGUGGAAAUUGAA